This is a messenger RNA of Melampsora larici-populina 98AG31, 1302 nucleotides long. RefSeq lists its product as uncharacterized. Gene Ontology annotation, molecular function: translation initiation factor binding; translation initiation factor activity; metallopeptidase activity. The transcript has 4 exons. Gene Ontology annotation, biological process: translational initiation. The record is from RefSeq and is a predicted model, not a curated record. Lineage: Eukaryota; Fungi; Basidiomycota; Pucciniomycetes; Pucciniales; Melampsoraceae. Gene Ontology annotation, cellular component: eukaryotic translation initiation factor 3 complex, eIF3m. Bases 9 to 938 code for a protein of 309 amino acids.
CCAAUCCAAUGAAGAUCCCUCAACCACUCUCUUUACCGAGACUUCAAUCAAACUUACAUUCCAUCACAAAUGUUAACAUUCAACCUUUACCAUUAGCUUCAAUCUUAGAUCAUCAUCUACGUAGACCUGAUCAUCAAGAUCGUGUCUUUGGUACUCUCUUAGGUCUAAGAAAUAUCGAAACGGGUGAAGUAGAAGUUAGAAGUAGUUUUGGUGUACCUUAUGCUGCGAAUGGUAGAGAUGUGGCUGUAGAUUCGGAUCAUCAUCGUACUUUAUUAGAAUUACAUCAUCGAGUUAGUCCAAAGGAAGUAGUAGUAGGAUGGUACGCUACCUCACCCGUCUUAAACUCAUUCUCAUCUCUCAUCCAAGACUUUUAUAACUCGGAAUCUAUCCCAUUACCAGCAAUCCACCUCACAUUAGAUCCAGUGACAUUGACUUUCAAAACUUACAUCUCAUCACCUAUCGGAUUAUCAACCUUACAAACCUUAAACUUAUUAUUCAAACCAGUACCUUCUUCAUUAUCGAUUCCAACAGCCGAACGUACAGCUCUAGAAUUAAUCACUCAACCAAUCUUUCAAGAAAAAUUACCUAAACUAGAACUCGAAUCUACCGCUCAAUCGAUCAUGAACCGAUUAAAAGAACCGAUUCAAACCGAUUUACCAAUGGUUCAUUUAAAGAAUUUGUUGAUCCGAUUGAAAGAGAUGUUAUUGGAAGUGAAUGAGUAUGUGGAAAAGGUGAAUUCGAAUCAAUGUGAACCGAAUCAUCAACUUGGUCAAUUCUUAUUGAACACACUUAAUUCGAUUUCCAUCAAUCAAACCUUAUCGUUUGAAGAUUCAUUUCAAUCUCAUUUGGCUGAUGUUCUUAUGGUUUCGUAUGUUUCUACUUUGGUGAGAGAACAAGUUGAGAUUUCGUCUAGAUUGAAUUUACUUGUUUCUCAAUAAAUAAAUCAUCAAACUUGAACUCAUUUAUAUUCAAAUCAAAGAAAAAUCCAACGAUAAAAACCAAUGUUGGAGAUGUUAUACUUUUUAGACAAAAUGGAAUUGAAAUUUGAUGAAUUUCAAAAUAAACUUGAUAAACCUAAACAAAAAGAGAAAGAAAUUGGUUUCAUUGAAAGAAAAUUAAAAUGAAUUGAAAUAUAGAUCUAUUUCAUUGGAAUUCAAAAAGUUUUCUUGGUUCUUUUUUACGAUGAUGAUGAAUUUCCUUUUUCAACAUUCUAAAAGUUUUUUUUUGGUUCGCUACCAAAAGAAAACCAAAAUUGAUCUGUGAUUAUGAAUUCAAGAGUUGAUAUCAAUUUUGAAUUUCUUG